Emiliania huxleyi CCMP1516 is the source of this 1104-nucleotide messenger RNA. RefSeq lists its product as hypothetical. Lineage: Eukaryota; Haptophyta; Isochrysidales; Noelaerhabdaceae. The record is from RefSeq and is a predicted model, not a curated record. Bases 1 to 1104 code for a protein of 367 amino acids. The transcript has a single exon.
AUGCUGCGUCGCGCUCUUCUGACCUUUCAACUUGCCGGAUGCGUCCUCGGUCAGAGUCCGACCGGGGACCGGUUCGGGCCGCACACAGUGCUCGGGGGCACUGCACCCAUCGAUGCACUGUGCCAGCCAUUUUGUAAAGCCAAGACCCACGGCUGGGAGAAGCUGUGCUCCUGGGCAGGCUGCGGCAUCUGCCCAGAAUGCGCACCGCUCCAACAGCCUCAGCCCAACUGCAGCCCCUUUUGCGCUUCCAAGACCCACGGCUGGGAGAAGAUUUGCAACUGGUCGGGCUGCGCAGGCUGCAGCGAGUGCGAACCAGGCUCUGGCUCCGGGGAAGAAGCCUCAGGGGAAGAAGGCUCAGGGGAAGAAGGCUCUGGCUCCUCGGAAUGCCAGGGCUUCUGUGCAGCAAAGACGCAACCCUGGGACGCCCUGUGCAGCUGGACCGGCUGUGGCGGCUGCACCGAGUGCAUGCUUCCUCCGCCGCUUGAGUACAACCCUACCAUGCCUCCUCUUGUGACCGGUCCUCCCGCGCCGGUGUGCAAGGCAUUCUGCGAGACCAAGACACAGGCCUGGGAUAAGAAGUGCAACUGGGGGGGCUGCAACGGCUGCUCCGAGUGCGGCGCCGAGCCUGAGUGCAAACCAUUCUGCGAGACCAAGACGCAACCAUGGUCGCAAAAGUGCUCAUGGAACGGCUGCUCGGCCUGCGGGGACAUGUGCAAUUCGGGCUCUGGUGAGGACCUUGGUGACGGCGACUACGGCUCGGGCGAAGCUAGCUCCGGCGAAGAAGGCUCUGGCUCCGGGGAAGAAGGCUCCGGCGGCGAGGCGUGUCUCGUGCCAGCGCCGACCCAAGAUAGCAAGUCCUGCCACGACAAGCCAGCCUCGUAUGACGGCUUUGUGAGCGGCACCUCUCCCGCCCACAUCCUUGAGACGUGCAAACGGAAGUGCCGUGACGAUCCCGCUUGCAACUACCUCUCCUUCUGGCAGCCGCUGCCGCGGAGCCUUGGCCGCAAUGCGUGGUGCCGCCUCACAGCCUCGUGCGACAAUUUCUGGCCAGGUCGCAACCCCAAGUCGCACGACAUCUACGUGAUCCCCAAGGCUUGCCUUUAA